AUGGGAAAGCGGCGGCGGCAGGACAAAGAGGAGGCGGCGGCUACACAGGACAGCGACAGCAGCGAAAGCGAAGGCAGCAGCAGCGACAGCGACAGCGCCAACAGCAGCGACAGCGAGGCCAGCUCGAGCGGCCGCGGCAGCGACAGCGACAGCGCCGGCGGCGGCCGCCGCGGCCGCGCGCCCCCCGCCCGCCGCGUCGGCGUGCCGGUGCGCGUCCUGCGCCAGUCAGGCGCGGCCCCCGACGCGAGCGCCCCCUACGUUGGCUAUUUUGCAAACGGCCGGCUGCCCGCAUUCGCCAACGAGCGCGGCAGUGGCGAGCCCUGGCGGUUCCAAGUGUUCGAGACGCCGGGCCCCGUGCCGCAGAGCACGCUGGUGUCCGAGCAGGGGGCCGCGACCCUGAUAGGGCGCCCCGCGGACCCGGAGCUGUCGUCACAUGGGUGCCAGUAUGUGCUGGGUAUAUAUGAUAAGGAGGAACGCACCCUGCAGCUGGUGGGCGCGCAGGGCAGCCAACUGGCGCGCGUCGAGGCGCACGUGAACGGCGUCAACUAUGGGUUGGCCGCGGGCGCGUCGCGCCGCGACGCGCAGCGGCAGGCCGAGCUUGAUGCGGACGUCAAGGCGCGGCGCGGCCUGGCCACUAGCGGGCUCGGAACGGCGCAGGGUCCAUCACAACCAUAA
Molecule: messenger RNA, 675 nt
Organism: Monoraphidium neglectum
Lineage: Eukaryota; Viridiplantae; Chlorophyta; Chlorophyceae; Sphaeropleales; Selenastraceae
Exons: 4
Coding region: 1-675 (224 amino acids)
Source: RefSeq, a predicted model, not a curated record